AUGUUCUUUGGAGGUUUCCCAUUUGACGGAAUGCCAGGAGGCGGUAUGCCUCAUAGCAGAUCGAAAGAGCCUGUAGACACCGAGAAACUGUAUAAACUACUCGAUUUAUCGAAGGACUGCUCCGACAGCGAAAUCAAAAAGGCAUACAGAAAACUCGCCAUCAAACAUCAUCCAGAUAAAGGUGGAGAUCCCGAAAAAUUCAAAGAAAUCUCCAAAGCAUAUGAGAUAUUGUCUGACCCAGACAAGCGCAGAAUAUACGACGAACACGGCGAAGAAGGACUUGACGGAAGCUACACUGCAACAGACGCUUCUGACAUAUUUGACUUAUUUUUUGGCGGAUCUCGUAAACCGAAGGGUAAAAAACGCGGUGAAGAUAUUGUAUCUCACCUCAAAGUAUCAUUAGAACAGAUAUAUAACGGUACGAUGAGAAAAUUGGCGAUAAAUAAGGACAUCAUUUGCAAUGGCUGUGACGGACAUGGAGGACCGAAGGACUCGUUUGUAACAUGUACCUCCUGUAACGGACAAGGAAUUAGGGUCCAGAUUCGUCAAAUGGGUUCGAUGAUUCAUCAGACUCAGACGACAUGUUCGAGCUGUAACGGACAGGGGAAAUCACUACCAGAGUCUAAGCGGUGCAAAAAUUGCAACGGUAAAGGAGUGAAGCAGACGAAGAAAAUACUAGAGGUUUUCGUAGAAAAGGGUGUCCCAGACCAACACAAAAUCACAUUUCACGGCGAGGCUGACGAAAGACCCAAUGAAAUCCCAGGCUCAGUCAUCUUCAUCAUUAACCAAAACCCACACGACACAUUCAAAAGGAACGGAAACGACCUGUUCAUGACCAAAUCCAUUCCACUGUAUCAAGCUUUGACGGGAUGCACCUUCUAUCUCACACAUCUGGAUGAUCGUAUUCUCAAAAUCAACGUAAUUCCACAGCUACAUUACACAACGCCUGCUGGCGAGGUUGUGAAGCCAGGAUCAUGUAAAGUAAUAACUGGGGAGGGCAUGCCGAUAUAUAAGAGUGCGUAUGGGAAGGGGAACCUCUACGUUACAUUCGACGUGAUAUUCCCAGUUGGGAGAACUUUCAGCCCCAGUGAGAAGGAAAUGCUUCUAGAGCUGUUCCCCUUUACUCCAGAGACGCCAGCAAAGCCUGACACGCAAGUCGACGAGUACACCGCACAGCACUUUGACCUCGACGACUACAAGUCCUCCGAUAACUCGAGAGAAUAUGAAGAGGAAGAGGGCGGCCAUGGCGAUAGGGUUCAGUGCAGACAGCAAUAA
This is a messenger RNA of Theileria annulata, 1275 nucleotides long. RefSeq names its product molecular chaperone, putative. Bases 1 to 1275 code for a protein of 424 amino acids. The record is from RefSeq and is a predicted model, not a curated record. Lineage: Eukaryota; Apicomplexa; Aconoidasida; Piroplasmida; Theileriidae. Gene Ontology annotation, biological process: protein refolding; response to heat. Gene Ontology annotation, cellular component: cytosol; cytoplasm. The transcript has 6 exons. Gene Ontology annotation, molecular function: Hsp70 protein binding; ATP binding.